Schistocerca nitens (vagrant locust) is the source of this 1837-nucleotide messenger RNA. RefSeq names its product proclotting enzyme. Lineage: Eukaryota; Metazoa; Arthropoda; Insecta; Orthoptera; Acrididae. The transcript has 9 exons. Gene Ontology annotation, biological process: proteolysis. Bases 1 to 1374 code for a protein of 457 amino acids. Gene Ontology annotation, molecular function: serine-type endopeptidase activity. The record is from RefSeq and is a predicted model, not a curated record.
AUGCUGAGCCGCGGGGCCAGCGCAGCGGCGUGCGUCGCGGCGCUGCUGGUGCUGGUGGCGCUGUCUGCGGCGCAGGCGGCGGCCCCGCUGCGAACCCCGGCGUGGCCCGCGCAGCUGUCCGCUCCAAACGUGAGCGCCGAGCGCCGCCUACGCCGCUACGUGCGCUUCCCCGCCGGCCGGUACGGCGCGCGCCCGCAGCCUCAGCCUCCACCCUCCGCCUACCUGCCCGAGCACGCGCCCUGGCUGCCACUCAGGCCGAGCCCACAGCGCGAGCGGAGCCCGCGGCUGGUGUUCCGGGAUCCCGACGCGCCGGGGACGCUGCCCGCCUUCUACCCACAGCACAACGGUCUCAGCUCGCCGGCCGACGACCCGCGGGAGUACCGAAAACAGCCGUACCCUUUCGCGGGCGACCAGUCGAUGUGCUCGCAAGGGACGUGUGAGUUCUUCCUGACUUGCUGGAUGUCUGCGGGGCUGCUGGAGGGCAGCUGCGGCGGCUUCCUGUACGCCUGCUGCCAGCGCCGGCCGCCGUCCACGGCCAAGAAGAGCGAGCACUCGCUGGCGCCGCUGCCGGACUACGGGCCUGUGCUCAACGACCCCCGGUGCGGGCUGUCCUCUGGCAAGCUGGGCCAGCUGGUGGGCGCGCAGCGGAGGAUCGUCGGCGGUGACGAAGCGGGCUUCGGCAGCUUCCCCUGGCAGGCGUAUAUCAGGAUCGGAUCCAGCCGCUGCGGAGGUUCCUUGGUGAACAGAUACCAUGUCGUCACUGCCGGACACUGCGUAGCCAGGGCAAGCGCGCGCCAGGUGCAGGUGACGCUGGGCGACUACGUCAUCAACUCUGCGGUGGAGCCGCUGCCCGCCUACACGUUCGGCGUGCGCGAGAUUCGCGUGCACCCGUACUUCAAGUUCACGCCGCAGGCCGACCGCUUCGACGUGGCGGUGCUGCGGCUGGACCGGCCGGCGCCCUACCUGCCGCACAUCGCGCCCAUCUGCCUGCCCGAGAAGGGCGAGGACUUCCUGGGCCAGUACGGCUGGGCCGCGGGCUGGGGCGCGCUGCAGGCCGGUUCCCGACUGAGACCAAAGACACUCCAAGCAGUUGAUGUUCCUGUUAUUGACAACAGAUUAUGUGAACGGUGGCACAAGUCAAAUGGAAUCAAUGUUGUGAUUUAUGAUGAGAUGAUGUGUGCUGGAUAUAGAGGAGGUGGUAAAGAUUCCUGUCAGGGUGAUUCUGGAGGGCCAUUAAUGCUGGAAAAAGCUGGAAGAUGGUAUCUGAUUGGUAUUGUCUCAGCUGGAUAUUCAUGUGCCCAGAGAGGUCAACCUGGAAUUUAUCAUCGUGUUGCAGAGACAGUAGACUGGAUAUCGUACAUCAUUAAUUCGUAACAGAUGGAACAGCUAUGCAAAAGUGUAUGAAGAUUUAACAAGUUCCUCACUAGUGUUGGUGACCUGAGUAUGUGAGUGUGUUGAAGGAUAUUCACUGAAUUAAGCAAGAGACAUCUUACAACAAAAUGACUGUAAAUGUAGACAGCAUCUGCCUUGUAUGACACAUGGAUGUCAUAAUGUAGUUCACUAACUUCAGGGUUUUCUCUUAAGUGAACAUAUGAUAUUAACAUGGAUGAUUAUACACAAGUUAGAUUUAAAUUAGUGAUGUCUCUCAGUCAUGCGUUAUUUAUGUUGGCUGUGCCUAAUAUUUCACAAAUAUUGUGGUGAACAUAAAUACUUCCACAACUUUUGUCGGAUACAUUUUUAUUUGUGUUUACCAUAUUCAUAAAAGUCAUAAAUUAAUCUCUUUUCUUCAUAUUCAGCGAGAGGCUUGAAGCCUAUUCUGAAUCAAAAUGAAACAUUA